This is a messenger RNA of Penicillium coprophilum, 585 nucleotides long. RefSeq lists its product as uncharacterized. The coding region runs from base 1 to 585 and encodes 194 amino acids. The transcript has 3 exons. The record is from RefSeq and is a predicted model, not a curated record. NCBI's taxonomy places the organism in Eukaryota, Fungi, Ascomycota, Eurotiomycetes, Eurotiales, Aspergillaceae.
AUGUCUACGGAGCAGAGCAAUGGGGGCUUUUCUAAUGCCCAUGCUGAUGAACAUGGAUCCGCAGGGGAUCCAGCUUCACCAGAUGCAGCCCUGGCUGCAGUUCCACCACGGCAGGCUCAGAUCGAAGCCCCGCCAGAGAAAGAGCAGGCCUCGCGAUCAAUUAUCUUCCCCGUCGGGGGCCUAACAGGCCACACAGACAUGUACGAUGCAGGGGAGCUAUACAAGCCCAGCGAUUCGGACCGUCGGUUUAUGAUUACAGAUAUCCUCCGUGCCCCAGAUGACCCAAAUACAAUUCAACGUGCUUGGGAAAAGAAUAUUCCUGAUAGCUGCAACCUUAAUUACAAGCAGCUGAUGGCUAUUUUGCACCCUGGUAGGGUUCCGACCUCAGACAAGGCAGACGCCGAAAAAGCAUUCCAAGAAAAUAGACAUCGAACUCUCUUGCUAAUGAGUUUCAAGGGGUACAAUGGGCUGGAGCGGAGCUUGACAAACUCGUUCCUGGGCAGGCAAACAAAAACCACCAUUUCUUUCGGGGAGGAGGAUCUGCGAAGUCAACGGGUUCUUGCAGAUCUCUCCAACGAGACAUGA